Megalobrama amblycephala (Wuchang bream) is the source of this 1465-nucleotide messenger RNA. RefSeq names its product leucine rich repeat containing 59 (gene lrrc59). Lineage: Eukaryota; Metazoa; Chordata; Actinopteri; Cypriniformes; Xenocyprididae. The record is from RefSeq and is a predicted model, not a curated record. The transcript is spliced from 8 exons. Gene Ontology annotation, molecular function: protein binding. The coding region runs from base 183 to 1127 and encodes 314 amino acids.
GCGUAUAUCCAGAGACGAGACACGCUGUCAUCUGCGACUCCUGGCACGCGCGAGCAAUGACGUGGAUUUUCAUCCAUUGCAGUGCGAAAUCUUUGUGAACUCACUGCAUUCAACUACACCACUGCAGUGGGUCUGGACUGUUUCUUAGCAUCUGUGACAAGUGUCCAGUGAGGAGCAUCAACAUGAUUAAAGGCAAAGUUGAAAACAUUAAAGACAAAAUUGAUGGCAAUGAGCUUGAUUUGAGUCUCAGUAACCUGACAGAAGUGCCAGUCAAGGAGCUGGCUGCCUUACCUAAGGCAACGUUUCUGGAUCUGUCCUGUAAUAAUCUAACAACCCUGACUCCUGAAUUCUGUAGCUUGACUCAUCUUAUCAAAAUUGACCUGAGCAAGAACCAGCUCGUCUGCUUACCAGAAGAAAUCGGACAACUCAUUAAUCUCCAGCACCUGGAUUUAUACAACAAUAAACUGAAACAGCUUCCCGUCGGCUUCUCACAACUCAAGAGUCUGAAAUGGCUGGAUCUGAAGGAUAACCCCUUGGAGUCAACACUGGCCAAGGCUGCAGGCGAUUGCUUGGAUGAGAAGCAAUGCAAACAGUGUGCAUCCAGGGUUCUCCAGCACAUGAAGGUUCUGCAGGAAGAAGCAGAAAAAGAACGAGAACGUCGAUUGUUAAAAGAGAGAGAACUAGAAAAGAAAAAAGAAGCUAAGCAGAGGGAAAAGGAGGCCAGGGAAAGAGAAGCACAGAAAAAGAAAAAAGCAGAAGAGAAGGAGAAGAAGAGAAAGGAGUAUCAAGCUCAAAUGGCUGCUCUUGCUGCACAAGAACAACAGAAAAAGAAGAAAGAAGAAAAGAAAAAGAAAGCUGCUCAAAAUCAAGGUAAAAAGACCGUGUCAGAGUCUGUGCCUAAAGCCAAGCGCUCCAUAUGCUCCCUGUUCUUCUCUCUGCUCCUAAAACUCCUUCUCCUGCUAAUUGUGGGAGCAUCAAGCAUAUUAGCAGUUUGUCAGUUGACUGAGCUGAGGAAGGAGGCAUUCUGUGUUCCACUCAAUGUCCAAUUUGAGGAGACCGUGAGGUGGGCACAGAGUCUGGAGGUCGUGCAGCAGGUCAUUCAGAAAAUGUCUGAUCUCAGAACAUAAGACUUUCUCUGAUAAUGAUCCAUCUUGCUGCGGAUCUGGGCCUUUCAGGCAGUGCACUGGGACCAAGUCACAGACCUGUAUGCAGAAAUUCCUAUGGAAUUGGUUUUUUUUUUUCCAUUGCUGCAUCUUUUUAAAAACUAUAAUAAUCCAUAUGAUAACUAUGGACCAGUCUGUGAAUGGAAAUCCUGCUUGUAUUUCUUUAAACUGCCAAAACCGGAAAGGAGAAUGGAGCUAAGGACUUCAAGAAACAGUCAAUGAAUAAUAACAUGCGAGACCUUUGGAGUCUUAUGUAAUACUGUUUCACAACAUCUUAUAAUAAAAGAUUUGAUUGAUUUUGA